Opisthorchis viverrini is the source of this 1389-nucleotide messenger RNA. RefSeq lists its product as hypothetical. The transcript is spliced from 2 exons. Gene Ontology annotation, molecular function: transmembrane transporter activity. The record is from RefSeq and is a predicted model, not a curated record. NCBI's taxonomy places the organism in Eukaryota, Metazoa, Platyhelminthes, Trematoda, Opisthorchiida, Opisthorchiidae. The annotation marks the transcript as partial. Gene Ontology annotation, biological process: transmembrane transport.
GCCACCAACUGAAUUCGUGUUGCCAAUGCGGAUACAAACGCUGGAUCAUUCUCAUUUUAGCAAUUAUUGAAUUAUUUUGGUUCAGUGGAUAUCACUAUGGCUACAAUGCGCUGGUUCCGGUAUACGAGGAUUUAGGAGUAUUUAUCUCACGAUGCCAGCCGAAUGAGGUAAAAUGCCCUGCUCAAGAAGCUAUGUUCAAUGAUGCAUUUAUCGUCUGGAUUGCUUUGCAAAUGCUUCUUGUCACAGGAACCGGAUACCUCAUGGACCGUAUUGGACUACGUGCACUGAAGUUGAUCGUCACUCUUAUCUACUUUGUUGGUACGCUCAUGUUUGCUUUCACCAGUAGAAACACGAGCACGCUGUUCUUCGUCGCCGGGAUUUUUGUAGCUCCAGCCGCGAUGUCAUCGCUAAUUUGCAACCAUCAGAUCAGCUCACAGUUUCCCAGAUAUCGUGGAUUUGUAGUAUCUCUUUUGUCAGGCGCUUUCGACUCCAGUGGUUUCGUGACGUAUCUCAUUGGACAAACAGCACCCGGAAUUUCCCUGCGGACUUCAUUCGUUGUACUGGCUUGUUGCGCUCUGAUAUACGGAACCGGCAUGGGCCUAUUUGCACUGAAACAAUGGUCUUCAGAAAUGGGUGAGCUUGAAAAGCCGGAGGAAGUUAAAGACGUUCCAGCAAAAGGCGAUGAGUCAGAUACGUCUAGAAAUCUGGACUCAUUGGAUGUCCGAAUUCAGCGGCAUAUGGAAAAGCGCUAUACUUCUUUUGGUAGCUGUAUCAAUUCUUGGCCGUUUGCCUUGGUCACACUUUGGUUUAUGGUGGCUCUACUCCGUUUUUGCUAUUUCCUAACACAAAUGAGCCAACAGUUAGCCUACCUGUUCGGUGAUGACACGCAGACCAUCAACGAGUUACAGUCCAUUUCGGCCGCGUUGCUUAUGUGUGGGUUUCUCAUCUCACCGGUUUCCGGGGUGGUUUUGGACAGUUCAAGAGCCCUUUUUCGUCGGCGUAUGAGCCGCAGCCCAAUGGCUGAUGAUGCUGAAUUGUACUGGAUGAGUCUUCGUGGCAUUGCUCCAGCAUUUCUGGUGUUGGCCGUAGCUGCAGUGAUUGUGAGUGGACUCCUCUUUGUCAAGUCAAAGAUUACGUACUAUAUCGCUUUUGUGUUCUUCGUUCUUUUACGAUCUUUGUUGUUUAGUGCUUCGGUCAACUUUGUACUCACUGCCUUUCCGAUUGAACGUUUUGGCACAGUGAACGGUUUAGUCAACACGAUUGGUGGCAUCUUUAGUUUGCUUCAAUACGGUAUAGUUCGUAUGAGCGCUGUUCCGGGUAAUGCGUUGGUUGCGGCUUUAACAAUUUUACUCUUUAUUUCUCCUUUGGUACUUCUUACCAAAAGCCGUU